Molecule: messenger RNA, 2058 nt
Organism: Equus quagga
Lineage: Eukaryota; Metazoa; Chordata; Mammalia; Perissodactyla; Equidae
Gene: GTPBP10
Product: GTP binding protein 10
Exons: 10
Coding region: 98-1258 (386 amino acids)
Cellular component (GO): mitochondrion
Molecular function (GO): magnesium ion binding; GTP binding; GTPase activity
Source: RefSeq, a predicted model, not a curated record
GAAAAAUAGCGCCGGCGUCCGGCGGUGACGUAAAAAUGCCGCGCGGCCCUUCAGUGUGUCCGUCUUCCGCGGGAGUGAAUGCUGACCCCUCGCAGUCAUGGUUCGCUGCAGUUGUGUGUUAUUAAGAAAGUAUGGAAACUUCAUCGAUAACCUCAGACUCUUCACCAGAGGAGGAAGUGGUGGAAUGGGUUACCCUCGUUUGGGUGGAGAAGGUGGAAAAGGUGGUGACGUUUGGGUUGUAGCCCAUAACAAAAUGACUUUAAAACAACUUAAAGAUAAAUAUCCUCAGAAACGGUUUGUGGCUGGAGAAGGAGCAAACAGUCGGGUUAGUGCACUGAAAGGCUCCAAAGGAAAAGACUGUGAAAUUCCUGUACCUGUGGGUAUUUCAGUAACUGAUGAAAAUGGUAAAAUUAUAGGAGAACUCAAUAAAGAGAAAGACAGACUUUUGGUAGCUGAAGGAGGUCUUGGUGGUAAAUUACUUACAAAUUUCUUACCAUUGAAAGGCCAGAAACGAGUUAUUCACCUUGAUCUAAAACUUAUGGCUGAUAUAGGCCUAGUGGGAUUCCCAAAUGCUGGCAAAUCAUCUUUGCUAAGUCAGAUAUCUCACGCAAAACCUGCAAUUGCAGAUUAUGCUUUCACAACAUUAAAGCCUGAACUUGGAAAGAUUAUGUAUAAUGAUUUCAAACAGAUAUCAGUAGCUGAUCUUCCUGGUUUAAUAGAAGGAGCACAUAUGAACAAAGGAAUGGGCCACAAAUUCCUCAAGCAUAUAGAAAGAACUAGACAACUGCUUUUUGUUGUUGAUAUUUCUGGAUUUCAGCUUUCUUCUCAAACUCAAUACAGAACUGCCUUUGAAACCAUAAUACUGCUUACAAAAGAGUUGGAGUUAUACAAAGAGGAACUUCAGACAAAACCUGCACUCUUGGCAGUUAAUAAAAUGGACUUGCCAGAUGCACAAGAUAAGUUCCGUGUACUGAUGAACCAACUCCAGAAUCCUAAAGAUUUUCUGCAUGUAUUUGAAAAAAACAUGAUUCCAGAGAGGACUAUAGAAUUCCAACACAUCAUCCCCAUCUCUGCAAUUACCAGAGAAGGAAUUGAUGAACUAAAGAACUGUAUAAGAAAGUCUCUAGAUGAACAUGCCAACUGGGAAAAUGAUGCAUAUCAUAAGAAACAGUUGCUUAAUUUACAGAUUUCCAAUACAGUAUCUUACAGUGAGACACCAUCAAAGAAUACUGUUACUAGUCCCAGAAUGGAUAAUUGAAAUUGCGUUCACUUGAAAACUUUUCCACAGACACCUAUUUUUUAGAGGGUUAGGUAUUAGCCUGAUAUAUACGCCAUCAUUCAAGAACCAUACCUUUUUAAGUGUUUUUGUAGUAAAGUGUAUCAUCAGUAAAAAAAAAAAGUAACUGAGAGCUAAAAAUGACAAUUUAUAAUUUUAUAGACAAUCCACCUGUAAUAAAAUCCUCUGAUAUUCUUCUACUUAUGAUGUCUCUACUGAGAUCAUUUUUUAAAAUUAUAUAAAAGGAUUCUCUAGAAUGUUAGAAUGAGCAGCUAGGUUUUGUUUAUUUGUUUUUGAGUCUGUCAUGUACCUAAUUCCACUAAAUAUCUAAUAGUUCUCAUUUUUGGAAAACCUCAAACCCGUAAAUUUAAACAUAUAUUCAGUGAUAAAUAAUAUCACUGAUAAUAUUUAACAGAAACCAGCAGAUAAAUGUUUGCCAUUUCAGCUUUUGGAAAUUUUCUUUAAGUAUAAGCUUUUGGAAAUUUUCUUUCUGCUUUGGUAAAUAAAGACAGAAUAAAAAAAAAAGUGCAAACUUCUACCAGUAUUAUCGAUCAUCAGUAUAUUCUUAAGAUUAUAAUUUCUAAAUUUCUGCCUGAGUUUCAAAAAUAUUUAGAAAUUAGACAUUUUCUCCUCAUGAGUUUUAGUAUAAAAUAUACGUGUUAAUUGAUUUUAAACAGUGCAAACAUUAGGCCCUCCACUCCUUCCCACUGUUAAUAGUUUCUUAUGUUCUUGCAGAAUUUUUUUAUGCAUAUUUUUACCCACAUGAGUUCGUUAUACAAACA